ACUCAUAAAAAUACAGCUUACCAAUUCUAACUUCAGAACUUACAGAUCUGCAGAUUUAUGAACUCAUGUUUACGGCAGUACACUGUUACAUGUGCCAGGUAUUGCAGGCUUAAUAAUUAUUGAAUAGGCCUACAUGAAUAAGAAGAAAUGAGCUGAUGACCCCAUGAUACUGUGAUACAUGCCUAUUUAGUUAUCAGAACUGGGGUUGGUAGCAAAUAUUGGACCAAACACUGUAGUAGUAUAUAUAUACAGAUAUAUGAAAAGGUUGAAAUCACAUCAAUUGAAGAAAUACAACUGACUGAUAGAUAUCAAUGGAACAUUGGAUGUAGCCUAGUAUUGUUGUAUCCUGUACCGACUUGAAUGACAUGAUAUAAAAUGGCUGGACUAAUAAAGAAACAAAUUUUGAAGCAUUUGUCUAAGUUUGCUAAAAAUCUCUCCGCUGACAAGAUCAACCUGAGUACAUUACGAGGUGAAGGAGAAUUGAAUAAUUUGGAAUUGGAUUGUAUUGCGUUGCAGAAUGUUAUGAAUUUGCCUACAUGGUUGCAAAUAAAUCGUGCAUCAUGCAAUCGAGUUCAUGUAAAGAUUCCAUGGACGAAAUUGAAAACUUCCCCAAUAUGCAUUUUUCUUGAUUCAGUAGAGGUAGAAAUGAUAACUUGUGAAAAACCAAGAGCUCCGAAUGGACCGUCACCCAUUCAGGCAUCAGCCAGCAGUGGUGACACGAGUUACGGAUUUACUGAAAAGGUUUUGGAAGGAAUGACUGUCAAUAUCAACUCCAUUUCCGUCAACUUUACUUCAGCUGCUUUUAAUGCAACUUUCCAGCUAUCACAACUACUGGUUUUAAGUACAAAUCCCAAAUGGGAGAAAACAGAUUUGAGACUUUCAAGGAUCACUGACAAGACAUUGGGCCAGGUACUGACGUUCAAAAAGAUAUCAUGGCAGACCAUGCGAAUUGUUGCAGAUGCAGUGACAACAAAUGAUAAAAAUUCAACAACACCAUUGAGAUUAAUUACAAAUCAAAGUGAAAUAAAGAUGACUUUCAGAAGGAAGACUUCCGAUUGUUCUGUGAUUGCCAGCGAGUUAGAUAUUCAUUUCGAUGAUUUGUUGUGGGUUCUUACUGAUUCACAAGUACAAUCUGCUUUACUUUGUGUGAAAUCAUUACGAGAUACAAUUGAGCGUUCCAGUCAACAAAUGAGAGAACUUGGUCUAGUGAAAGCAAAUGAAACUCAGCAGUUGCCGGCAAAACCUCCCAACACCUCGACAAUAAAUGAUUCUGAUGAUCAAUCUGCCUCAAAAUACUUUGAACAGCAUACAGUUAUAGAAACUGCGUAUCAUUUACAUUUUGAUCGUGUCGAUCUACACAUUUGUGAAGAAAGUUCACCUACACAUAAAGGUUUUGGAAAGAACAAAAGCCAAGGUGGUGCUAUUCAGAUUUCUCUUCAUGAUUUGAAAAUGGAUCAUUAUCCUUAUCAUAAAGCAGCAUCUGACAGAGAUCAUUUCAGAGAUGACGGAGAGACAAUGAUUGAAAGAAAUAGUUGGGCAGAUGGGAUUAUCAAACAGUUCAGAAGUGAUUUUGCAAAGUUGAAGAAAGCUGCGGAACAAGCUGGAAAUUUAACAAAAUAUCCACACCAAAAAUCUGCUCGUUUGGUUGAAAAUUGUUUAUCUGUACGUCUGACAGAUAUCGAUAUACAUCAAGUAACAACGUCAAACAGUAAGAAGCAAUCAAGUGGAAGAUUAAUUAAUUCAACAAGGAAAGAGUUAUUACUACCCGAUGAUAUGCCGUUGUUUCAUUUCAUCAGAACUGAAUAUUAUUAUCCCGAUGGCAGGGAUUAUCCAGCUCCACAUGACAAUAUUUUCAUGCAAAUCAAUGCUCCCCAAAUACAUGCACACUGGGAUUCAUUAAUAUGGUUAAAUACUCUCAUAACAAAGACUGUACAAGCUGUUCAGAAAAUGUUGGAAGAUCUCGGCAUAUUGUCUGAUAAUGAUGAGGAUGACACACUAGAAAAUAUGUCUUCUCCUGCUCAAAAUAAAGAUGAAGAACACACUGAUAUAAGAAUGCAAAUUUUAAUGCCAAAGAUUUUCAUCCCUGGUCCAAAAUCAACACAUGAUAAACAACCUCAUGGAUUAGAAAUUCAAACAUCAAAAGUAGCAGUCACAAAUUGUCGAGAUGGAUCAGAUUGUACAAGACUUCAUUUGAAAAAUGUUUUGAAAAAAAUGGAUGAGCAACAUUUUGCCAAAAAUCCUCAUGCCUUUCCUGGUGAAAAAGGAAUCGAUCUCUCGUUCAUGCAAGAUUUGUUGAGAUCACAUGCUAAAGGAGAAGAUGUUCCUCUGACUAUUGCUUUGAAAAGUGGGAAUCCAGAUCUAAAGAAAGCGGCAUUGAUGUCAUCAGCAACAAAAGAUGUUUGGUCAGUAGAUAUAGAACAACUAUGGAUAGACUUUGUGAUGCCUUCAUUGAAAAAAGCUGUCGAAGAAAAAGAAUCUACAGGAGGUUUUUUGGGAUUGACCAGAGUAAAUGAUGAUCCUGUUUCAACGGGAACUAGAGUUCCUUUUAUAGACUCGUUCCCGACACAAUUAUGGAUUGGAGAAUCUGCCGGCAUUUCCGAUGGAACUGUAAAACUUGCUUGUCCGACUUUUGUGGGUGAAGCUGCACUUUCACCUAGUUCGUCACUGUACAAUAUCGGUUCACCCACACAAGAUUCUUCGUUUAAUAAAGUUGCUUCGAACAAUGUAGAUUACGCAAAAACAAAUGGAAAUAAUAAAUUGGAACCAACAUCUGAUAUGCAAGAAUUUCAGCAAACUCCGCUUUCUGGUUCAGUUUCUUCAUCAUCCAUUGAUUCAUCUGAUAAUACUGCGAGUCCACGUUCAACAAGGCACAAAAAACUUCUCAGUGAUUAUUAUCGAACUGAUGUGAAACCACAGAAAGAUGAUGACGCUAUUUCUCAAGACAGAACUUCUGUUUCAAGCACGUCUUCAACAAAAAAUAAAGUCAUAUCAACACAUAUACUAGUACAUAGUAAUAAGGCUGUGAGAUUACAACUCGAUCACCAUCAAUAUCUAUAUUUAUUACGACUUAUCGACACUGUUGAAGAUGUGGGAAAGCAACUCGAUGAGAGUACCUCAGAAGUACUGAGUUCUACUCCCUCAUCUGCCUCCUCAACACCUUCUCAUGCGCCAAAUAAUAUGCGUCCAAGAUCGGGCAAGAAAAAAUCAAAACCAGUUUCCACGACAUCUGUAAGAUUAUCAGCACCUGCUGCAGAUCUUUUUCUUAUUUUACGUCCUCCACCACCCGGUGUUCAAAAAGAUGAUGCCGAUUGUAAUGCAAGUGAUACCUCAAGUGUUGUGUCACCACAAAAAUCAGUAUCAACAGAGGGCGCUGAAAGUGUGAAAUCUGAACCACAAAAUACGAAUGAAGAUGCAGAGUCUUUUAUGAAGAAAGCGCAACCUAAACUUUCCAUCGUAGCUCAAGAUACUCCACCUUUAUCAGAAUGUGGAUCUGAUACACUUAGUAUUCAAGGCUCAGACAAUCUCAGUAUAUUUGGUGAUUCUUUCACCUCUGGUGUUUAUCCUCAUUCUGAGAGUAUAGGUGCUACUCCAUAUGUGCCCAAGGCAAUUGGUUCAUAUCCCCAUGAAACAUCAGAUACAGAAGAUCUUCCAAUGUUGCCAAGAGAUAAUGUUUCAUCUAUGAAGUCAUAUGAUAAUGCAGUGGAGUCACCUUUAUCGCAAGAUGUUAAAGCUUCUCUUGUCAAGCAAAAGUCUGGUAGUAUGUCUAAGUUGUCUUCUGCAAGUAGUAGUAGCACAUCUAUAGAACCGAAACAUCAAAUAAAAGAAAAAUUUCAAUCUCGAAAUUAUUCAUCUGAUAAUUUAAGAACAACCAUUUCAACUUCAGAUCAAACGAUUCACUUUAAUAAUGUCAGCACUGCAAAAAGUAGUUCCAGUGGUUAUGAGUCUGGUUCUCACGAUUCUUUACCUCUUCCUACAAGCAGUGAUGAUCAAGUUGUUUCUGUUGAGAAAUCAUCUCGUCAUUCACACUCUAGUUCUGAUGCCAGUGAUCAGUUUGUUAUGAUUAAGGUUGAUGAACAAGGCAAAGGAACAGAUGAAUUUGGCUCUGUGAAGCUAAGUAAGCAGAUGAAAACAUCAUCUAUUAGUUCUGGCAUUCCCAGUGAAACUUCAUCAUUAUCAUCAAGUCAAGGAUUUUCACAAUCUGAUCAGUUGUUGAAAUCAGACAUUGAUUCAUUUUCUGCUGCGUGCGGUCUGGCUGAUUCACAAAUUACUGUCACUAAUCUUGAUGAUGCUAACAGUGUGUCUACAACAAGUCAAAAUGAAAGUGAAGAAAAGAUCAAUCCAGUAGAGGAAAAGAAGCCUCCACCAGAAAUGUCUUCUGUUGUCAAUUUACAUGUGUCAGAAGGAAUCGAGUUAUCUGUUGAUUCGAAUGAUGCCAACGACAGUGUUGUUAAAAUCGUUGCAACUUUUGUUGAUGUUCUUGAACUUGGUACAAUCAAGACUGCAAAAACGGAUUCUAUCUUUUUGAAUUACACGCCAAAGAAAUGUGCAUCACUAUACAAGAAGCCAUCAAGUGACCUUACCUCUCCAAACUUCUGCUUACGAGUGGACUCUGGUCCACAGGCCAUGAGGUAUACUCCGGCUGCAGCUAAAGUUGGUCACAUUUCCUUGUCUGCAAACAGUGUUCCCCUUGUUCUAAAAUCAUCAACUUUGGCAAAUUUAGGAGCUUUUGUGGAAGAUGAAGAGAUACCUGAUAUUGUUCCAAUGAAAAUCAAAGCAAAUGAUGUUAAAUUAACUAUAAAAGAUGAUAUGCCAGCAGCAUAUGAAGCUACUCCCACUCCUGAUCCAAUUACAUUACAUAUCCAUGAAGCCACUGUUACCAGAUCUGAUGAUGGAACUUUUCACGUAUCAACCUCAUCCUCUGGAGGAAAGCCUUUACCAGUAUUGAAGACUAUAUCAGACAUUUUACCUUCAAAUAACGAAAGUGAAUGUAAAAUGUCUACAGUGAAAGAGAAUCUUGUAAAAGAAAUAAACUCUGAAUUAGGUGUGAAUGGAACUACUGAUGAAAUUGUAACAAACAAACCUGUUAAAUCUGAAAGUAAUGGUGGUGACAGCGUGUCACAAAUACCACAAAAGAUAUCUAGUGAUGUUGAAAAUAUUGUACAAAAUGAGGAAAAGAAAGACUCUGACAUUUUAGUUGAAGAGUUACGUAAGAAAUUGCGAGAUGUCGAAGCUGAAAGAGAUUCUCUCGCUGCGGCACUUCAGUAUAUGCAAGAAGAUUUGAUUUCAUCUGAACGAGAGCGAUCAAACUUACGAGCACAGAUUAAUUAAUGAAUUAAUCACAUUUUAAUUAUGAUUGGUCUUGCAUGUCUUCUGGCAAAUUAUGCUUGAAAAGCAUGAUUCUUGGAGCGAUGCUUGAACAUUCAUUUUCAAUGAACUUGACUUUUUAUAUCAACUCAAAUAUUUGGUGCAUGUUAUAAAUGGCAAUUGAGCAAAUUAAUCUUUCAACUUGAUUAGUCAUGAAUUUUUUCUAUUUACACAUAUAUUAUUGGUGUUUGUAGCAAAAUCCUACUGCGGUUUUCACAUAUUUGUUAUUUGUUGAACUUAUUGAUAAUUUUGAAAAUGAUUUUUUAUGCAACCAGGCGCAGGUUAUAGUAUUCAAUUGAUCUAUUCCAUGGAUAGAACUACUCAUGUUUGACAUCUGUAUGUUCCAUGCAUAUAAUUAGGCUUGUUGUUAUGAACAAUGAUAUCAGUAUUGUGCGAGAAUGUGAUUUUAUAUUCUGCUAAAUGUUCUAGUGUUAAUUAUUAAAACCAUAAUUUGAAUCUUAACAUCCAUCGAAAUCAAGGCUAUUCAAUAAGUUAUUAUUCAUAUAGUAUUUCAUUGCUGGAAGCAAUUUGCGAUUCACUGAUGAUUACCAUGACGAAAGCAUCAAUACAAAUAGUACAUAUAUAAGUUUUUUACUAUCAUUUCAUUUUGUGGAAAACCAGCAUAAAUCACAUUUGAUGAAUUAUCGCCAAAUAUCUUCGUCCACAGUACUUAACCUGAAUUUAUAUUUGUGUUAAAAUUGCAUCCAAUGCAUGAGGUGUUACAAUAGGCGAUUAUUCAAAUGUAUUUCAUUAUUCUACUGAAUAUGGAUGGCAUAGUGUACAUAUACCAAGGUUGCUCACUUAGAACCUUAAUUUCUUUAAUUUUUAUUGGUUGCCAAGCAUGACUCCAUCUUGGUGAUCUUGGUUUUUAUUUUAUGUCCGCAGCAUUUUUCUGAUAUGCUUGUUAGAAUAUUGACAUGCAUGAUUGCAAGCUUUGAUGCUCAAUUUUUAACAAAAUUUAACUCCCGGUGCUUCCGAAAUUAUCGCAAUAUUUAGAAAAUACACAACUCCACUAUAUACUACCGGUACUCACAAAUAAACUUUGUUCAUGGAUAAGAGUUAGUUAUUAUGGUCAUUGAUAUUGAGUUGUGCUCAUACCUUUGACUAAACUGCUUAUAUUGUUGAUAAACCUAAUAUAUAUUAGUAUACAUGUUCGAUAUCAUUGAACAAGAAAUAAUGGCGUUUCUGUCUCAUCUCACCUAUUGAACUGGAAGAUUUGCUCCCAAUUUAUGUGAAUAUUACUUUUACACUGUUUAUUUCAGUACUCAAAUGUUCUACCACAUUCAAAAGAAUGUUUGCUGUCUUGUCGUGUAUAAACUUAGGCAAGGUUUCUGUUUGAACUGGUCUGAAUUGUUCUCAUUCUUUGUCAUUUUUGUUUACGUUUUCAGCUUACAUCUGUAGGUUGAGCAUUAAUUUAUUAUAAAUCAAAAAUUCAGAAUUAUUCUCAAAUCAGCAUUUGUGUAUUAGAAAAGUGACUUGAAAGUUGCGCUGUUUUGUUUUUGUUAGUUUAUAAACUGCUUUUUGUGUCAUGCUCUGCGAUUGAUUUAUGUUCAAUUUUGCAUGAUGUCCAUGAAAUCCUGUAUUUUAAAUUUCUGUUCAUCUGAUUCGGCAGAGCAUGGUUUUCGUGAAAGCAAGUCAGUUUGCCUGAUAUUCUUGGAAUGAAUCAACAUUCAAAUGCGUUUAUUUUUCCUUAUUCAGAGAAGUUUAUUCAGUUUGUCAUUUGAAUUUUGUUGAUAAGCCAUCACUAGCUGUAUGCAAGACCAAUAAUAAAUGGUUCCAUUACAUUGAACCCACGACAAUUGCACCUGCAUACUAUUGCACCUAUGGAAAUUUUUUGUUUUACGGAUAUUUGAACCCAUACUAACCCUAACCGAUGGGUUGUAGCACCUGCAUAUAGAUUGAACCCGCGGAUAUACACAUGGGUUCAAAUGUACGUGGGGUAAAAUAUACGGGCACCAUAAUAAAUUUGUCCAAUUUGUAAAUGAUUGAUUAAAGGAUGUCCCGUAAGUUAUUUUAUUUUUGCCCCGAAUAUAUGUGUUGAAGUUUUUUCUGUGUGCGGUCUUAUCUCUGUAUAUGUAUGUUAUGUGAAGCAAAACAGUGCAAUAUUUCCUUUUGUUUUGUUUCUUUAUUCAUAUUGAUUAUCUGUGAUUCUUAUAUUACAGCCAUUGCUUGAUUGCUUUCUCCAUUCGCAUGUAUUUUUCAACUGCAAAUUCUAGUAUAUCUAUGUAUAGUUGAAAUGAAUGUUAUAUGUUGAAUUUUUAGCAGAUUUGUAUCUGGGACUGGUAAACCCGAUUAGGUAUCAGCAUUAGAUUCGUUUGUAUUUCUCAAUUAUUUCUCAUCAUUGUAUUGAGUCAGUAUAAUGAUAUUAAUUUCUAGACAUGUCUGUAUUCAUAUUUUUAGUAUUACAUCAUAAACAUUGUCUUGUUCACCGUGAAAAAGCACCUCAAAUUCGUCACCAUUAAAGUUCUAUUUUACUAUUCAAUUUUCUUUAUUUAAAACAGUCCACAGCAAGCGUCAGUUUUGUCAAAAACUGGCGGCCAUUCAUUGUCCUUGAAGUGACUUUUUAGGCGAUGAUACUAUUGAUUUUGCUUAUUAAUACGUUUUGAGAUUUUCAAUUAGUUUUAAUUUAAUUAAAACGAUGCUGUCGA
Styela clava is the source of this 8012-nucleotide messenger RNA. The record is from RefSeq and is a predicted model, not a curated record. Lineage: Eukaryota; Metazoa; Chordata; Ascidiacea; Stolidobranchia; Styelidae.